Messenger RNA from Cornus florida, 495 nucleotides. RefSeq lists its product as uncharacterized. Lineage: Eukaryota; Viridiplantae; Streptophyta; Magnoliopsida; Cornales; Cornaceae. The record is from RefSeq and is a predicted model, not a curated record. The coding region runs from base 1 to 495 and encodes 164 amino acids. The transcript is spliced from 2 exons.
AUGGUGGAAGUAGCAGUGCAUGCUGCAGAGAGGGUUCUGAUGGAGAGCUUUGUAGUUGUUGAGAUUCAUUCCUCUUACAACCUUCUGAUGGGCAGAGGGUGGAUCCACAGAGUUCAAGCUGUUCCUUCCACUCUGCACCAAGUAAUGAGAUGCCUGGGGCUAGACGGAACCAAGGUGAUUGACAUUCAUGGGGACCAGGUUGUAGCUAAGGAAUGUUAUUCAGUAACACUGAAGUAUGCUGGAAAAGGGAAAGCACCCAUCCAUUCGAGCCACCUCGACAUGCCUGGAAUCAAUCUUUCCGUAUCCUGUCACUCCUUGAACGUUAAUCCCAAUGUAAGACCUGUAAAGCAGAAGCAGCGAAGGUUUGCUCCAGAGCGUAAUCGGAUCAUAGCCGAGGAGGUUGAUAGGCUGCUUGAUGCGGGAUUUAUACGAGAAGUGUAUUAUCCUGACUGGUUGUCAAACGUUGUUGUUGUGCAGAAAAAGAAUGGGAAAUAG